GUGGUAGAAAAAGUAUGAGCAUGCAAAAAACAAAAGAAUAGGCAUAAUGUCCAUUUCUGCUAACUCUGGUGCUCCUGCUAUUACUCCUUCUUUUACGAAAAAAAGAUGGAACAACCACAUCAUGACUCGUCAGUGCACCAGGCUAAGACUGCUUUGAUUUGAUUAUACAAAAAAUAAAUGGAACAACCACAUCAUGACUCGUCAGUGCACCACCAUAUUAAGAGUGCAACGAGUCUACCUCACAAUGAGGUUGGUCGUCCUCUUGGUGGGACUAGUAGACCUGUGGCGCGUCCUCGCGGGCUCGAGAUGGAUUUCAUCCCAAUAUACGAAGAAGGAAGGGACGGCCUCUUGUCCCCAACGAAUCGAACCUCCUCGCUGUUUCUAGAGCAAAGUGCUCCGACAUCCCGACGGCCUAGUAUUAUGAGUGGAAAGCUGAGGCAUUUUAGCAAGCUUGAUUAGAAAAUAAAGUAAAAUGUAGUUAGGCUUUACAAAAUAAUGAGUGGAAAGGCAGUAGUAUGGUUCGGUGGAGAGGCCCAGCAUCAUAGGAGGCUUGAUAUUAAAAUAAUGUCUUUCAACAUCCACCCGAGGCUGGUGACACACCAUUUUGUCGAAGAUAUCAUACUUAUAAAAGUCACGUAGCCAGUAAUAAAUAUACAAGUGCUGGUGCAACAUGAAAAAAAGCAGGCUUUAAUGUGUUUCCUGAGACGGAUCACAGUGUUUCGACUUUAUCGAAAGAUGCUGCUGCGCCAGACACUUUGGCACAGACGACGAGUGGCAGGUUCUAUGCUCCAACAUUGGCUUCCUCGCAGCGAACUAUUAUGAUUGGGCAGCAAAUGCGAGUACUUACUUCUAAGACCACUAUCUACGAAUCUCGUCUUGUAGUAGUAUAGCUUUGACGAUUGUCGCUCUUGCUGUUGCGUCUUUUUCACGUCUGAGCGCCCAUGCAUUGCUUAGCGCUAAAAUCAAACCGGUACCCGAUCCUGUCUCACAGCAAGCAAGGGAGCUCGAACAGAGGUUAUGCAUGGUUUUUUGGUACCUAGUUUGAGUUGGUUCCGUCCUCAAAGUGACAGAUGUAUGAUCCGCAAGAAAAAGUGUAUAAUGAUAAGUGAACACGCCAACGCCUAAACCACUAAGCCAACUGCGCAGUUGGCUUAGUGGUUUAGGCGUUGGCCUGUUCACUUAUCACAUAGUCCUUGCUUGAUGGGUUCCUCAAAUUGAAGCAAGACCUGAAACACAUGCAAACAGGAAAGACAAGAAGUGCCUCUUCCAACAUCUGAAGCCAGGAAAGUGCCUGAGCGUGACCUAGCCAAGAUUCGACGGACGUUCAAUACCUUCUGUCCGGAUGGAGGGAGCGGGGCAGCGUCUGUGGGACCAGGUUCGUUCCUUUGUCUUUGAAUUGACAAACUAGUUCUAGUUGUAUGUUCUGUUUAGUUUUUACCUCUAGAGUCUUAGCCCUUUCAACAAACUAGUUGUAUGUUCUGUAUUUCAUUCUCCGCAAACGCAAUUGCUGCAAGCAACAGCAGGAACAUCCUAUGCAAUAAUGGAUUCGUCAACAGCAAAGCUUUGAAAAUUAAUAUCGUCGGACGAGAACUGAACUAUAGAUUAGUUCUAGAAGUUCAAAAAUGUCUUUCCCUCUCAAGGUCCUGGCGCAACAAGCUCUUCGACACUCACGAGAAGUAGCAAAGCCUCUAGUGUGUCAUCGACGCCAGGUCGUGGACUCAGGGGACCACCAAGUUUAAGACAUAUCAACAGUCCGAAGUCAAAGCUUUUAUCUGAAUAUCUUUUCAUGACUGGGGAUCACAGGCCGCCCUAGUAAGAAGUUCUAGUAUCUUCUGCUCAUAGUCCUCCCUGUCCCACCGCAGCUCCUCUGUUAAGGCAUCUUAGUGUAGUUCAUCUGCUCAUAGACCCUCUCCAGCCCUAAGAAACCUUAGAUGGGAGAAAAGUACUGUGGCGAUGGACCACGUACGCUUGGCUGACGUGGAGCAAUGCUUAACUGCCUGCCUCCAGGAGAUUUGUCCACCCUUAGAGGAGGAAUCUAGUGGAAGAAGCUUCGCCUUCGGCACCUCAAUUGCGGCAUCUUCAUGCGUAAAUCUUGAAGAAGCAACUUCUACCACUAGAGCCACCGCUUCAACAACAUCACAGAGUAAAGGAGCUUUAGGCUUAUGGGGAGAAGAAUGAAUUUUUGUAAGUACUUGGUUAUUCCUGUAAAGUUGUUCUCAAAAUUAAGUACUUUCUUGUUUUUCACUAUUCUUUCUGGUCUUUGAGUUCGUGGUAGGUCACCUCAGAGGCCCAUGAAGACGCGACUAUGCUGUGUGCAGUGUGUCUUGACUGGUGCAGGUGCUCCUCUUCCUAGUAAAAACUAGGGUUAGAUCAAUGUCAAUGAGGUGGAGUGACAACAAGCAGUAUUACUAAUAAGCAUCAAACAGAAGCAUCUGACUCCGAGGAUGAAUCAUUCAGCCUCAGAUCAGGAUAAUGAAAAUACAUAUUCCUGUCUACUUCACGCCCACUAAGAGCUGCUCGAAAUACCUUGUCAGCAAGCAGGAUAUCGCCUUACUUUUUGAUUGCAGGUGUGGCUCGUGCAGGCGUGCGCUGCGUGGGAGGGGAUGGAGAAUUAUGGGUGUAGCAGACUCAUCUCCCAAGUCUCUGGAAGAAGAAAACAAGAAGAAUAAGAGAGCCAUUCCUGAGAUGCAUUCCCUCUACCUCUAAGAGAAGGGAUGGAUUUCGACACAUUUUGCAGUCUAGUCGAAGAAGCGCGUUUCCUACUUCAGUGCUGGUAUAAAAUACCGCAAGCUUAUGGGAAGUAGAGCUACAACAGAGAUCUCUUUCAGGUGAUCGAUGUUGUAGAUGCGUACAAAAGAGAUCUCUUUCAGGUGAUCGAUGUUGUAGAUGCGUACAAAAGAGAUCUCUUUCAGGUGAUCGAUGUUGUAGAUGCGUACAAAAGAGAUCUCUUUCAGGUGAUCGAUGUUGUAGAUGCGUACAAAAGAGAUCUCUUUCAGGUGAUCGAUGUUGUAGAUGCGUACAAAAGAGAUCUCUUUCAGGUGAUCGAUGUUGUAGAUGCGUACAAAAGAGAUCUCUUUCAGGUGAUCGAUGUUGUAGAUGCGUACAAAAGAGAUCUCUUUCAGGUGAUCGAUGUUGUAGAUGCGUACAAAAGAGAUUUCUUUCAGGUGAUCGAUGUUGUAGAUGCGUACAAAAGAGAUUUCUUUCAGGUGAUCGAUGUUGUAGAUGCGUCAGUCAAGGACCACUCUAAGUAGAGGACCACUCUUGCUCUCGGGCAGACCACCAGUUUGCGCGUAGUGGUAUGGGCACAGGAGGAGCUUCAACGACUUGGUGCGCGAACUUCUUCAACAAGUCUGCGGAAGUUAUUGUUAUAAAAUGUAGCAAGUAAAAGUUGUAGUGGAAACAACAUGUGAAAUGGAAUUGCGUAAAUAAGUAAUCGUAGCCUUUCGUUAUUCCAGGUACUUCCUGUCUAAAAAAAGCACUAGUUUUUUUCUCGAGCGGUCAGACGAGGAUGAGCUACAAAUGCAAGAUUGCAGUACUGGAACGUCGACGCCAGCGGCUUUUCAUCACCAGUUACGCCGUUCGAUCUGACUUCUUAAACGCGUUCUAGCAGCAAGAGGACGUCAUUAUAGAUACUUGAUGUCGUCAUCUUCACUUAUUCCCUUCUCUUUGUCCCUCCUCUUUGCCCCCACUUAUUCCCUUCCAAACGACCUUUUGAUUAAGAAACCCAAAGGAAACAAGUUAAAGUUUUACUUCCGUCCCAUUUGAGUAUGAGUAUGCAUAAGCAACCAAAAAGAACUUUUACUUCACUAACUCAUCUAGUUGCGACAGCAAGAGGUGCACCGAGUCAGCGUCAGAGGAGGGACCGGGUCAAUGUCAGAAGCGGGGACUCAGCGGACACUCAGGUGCGGUCCACUCAGUUGUCCUCGAAAAUUAAGGGUUGCCGAAUUACAUUUUCCAGUACUCAACCAUCCUUGGCUCUUUUCCUAGUCGAAAAGAAGCCAGGUACGUUCCCAGGAAUGUAAUUCCGUAACCUCUAACAAGAGUAGUGAGACGUAUAAUUCGACAGGGCAGUCGCCAGAACCUAGGCGACGGAGACUUGCAGCCUCUGCCUCAAGCACGCCUGGCGGAGGAUUUCAUUUAGGCUUAAGGCACCUGGAAGUCUCAGAAGUUUUCUGAGAUUUGUAGAAUUUACUGGGAUGUACUCGAGAAACCCUACAUUUACCGUUCUACGUGAUCUGAUGCGAAGACGAAUAUCAUUAGCUUUUCUGGGGUUAUUUUUCGAGUACAUGUUCACGCUUUCGAAGAUACGAGGACUAGAAGCCUUCUCAUCUAGAUCUUCCACGGUUGUUUAGAGACCAAGAUCAUAAACGUGUUUCAGGAAUAGCUGUUUAGCUUCAGAGAUCAGGAAAGGGUUCCUCUUGCUGAGCGGUACGGUCUAAUUCGAGGCUCCGCGAGACAGCUAGCUCCACUCUCCGUGUCGCCAUCAUUAAGGCAUCUUGGACUUCUUUUCAUAGACCGAGAAUCGAUAUGUGCACAGUCACCGAGACUGUCUUUCUAAAAAUUUAAUCAAAACGUGUCCUCUCAUCUUUCUAAGUGUAUGGAAACAAGAGGAGAAACAAGAAUAUUUAAGAACGUUCUCACUUAGAGAAUUACAACAACCUCGAUAAACACUAACACUGUAGUGCCUCUCUAAUGUGGAAGGAGAAAGCGGCUUAUCAGAAUAGAGGACGUGGAAAGGACGCUGGUGGAGUCCACAAGACCCUCACCCUGUUGGAAACUGAGGAUCGAAGUAGUAGAAGUGUUAAGAAUCACCACUUGUAGUAUCGCAGUAGUAGAAGUGCAAGUGUUACGAAUCAGCAAUUCCGGUUAUAGUAUCGCAGUAGUAGUAGUACUAGUGUUAAGAAUCGGAAAAUGCGAUCUAUGGAGCCCUCCUGGGGAUGAAUGAAAAGAGGUUUUGAAUUUCAUCAGAGGUGUCGUGAUAUUUUGAUUUUCAUUAGACGUGUGAUACAGAUAAUACUAGUAUAGCGCUAGUAGUACAAGUGAUAGUGAUGCUUGUGCUGAUAGAUACUCUUGAUUCUUCUAACCUGCAAAAAAUAGCUUCGGGACGGUUAGUAGCUUCGCGGCGACUGCCUAGUAUGGACCGAUUGCGAGCCAAUAAACCGCCACCUCGGGAGCUGAGUCCGAUAGGAACGCCUGCCCAAGGAAGUCAAGAGGUGUCGUCGGAACUCUAAGGGUUAUAAUGCUUAAAGCACUGAACGAAAAAAUAACCAGUUAAUAGUUUUUCGCUCGUACUUAGUUCCUUCUACCUUCAUGAAAAUUCAAAUUGUAUUGAUAAGGUGACAUUAGUGACUAGAGGUUUGAAUCACUUGUCAGGCUCUCCGUAGGUGAAAACCUGGAUAGGCCUACAAAGAUCCUAGCUUGUUGCGAGUAGGGUUCAAAUACUUAUAAUGAACUACCGUAUGGAGGAGAUACGUGCUCUAAGAGUCGCUCAUUUCACAAGCAAGGGAAGAAUUGGGAAAAUUUUCGUGAGCGUGGACUGCUGUGGAUGCGUUUAUCAAAGAAGAGGGUAAUAACAGUGCAGCUGGCUGCGCGUUUUCCCGUGGAAGAUUUGGAAAUAGUGCUCGGUGAGCGUUUUUCAUGCAGCUAUGUGCAUAGUAAAUGUAAAUGUUUGAAGUAAAUGCCACACUAGUGGUAACGACCUUACAACAUCUCAUUUAGCAUCAUGAAAGAAGGAAACAGAAAUUGAAACACUGCUGGACCGACUAGACCCAUUAGUGUUUCUACCAUGCAUAGAGUCUCAUCUUCUGGAUAGUCAUUUUCUACGCUCAGAAAAGAGCAAAUCCUAACUUACAUCUGUCGAUAGAUUAUUCCCCUUUCUGAUAGCAAACAUAUCAUCAUUGUCAUUGGUCAUACCUAUCAUGAAAAUCAAAAUGAAUCUCGUCUAGCAGUGAAUAUAUUUAUUUUAUACUUAUAUACAACUACUUAAUACGGCAAGCACAGGCCUCGGCCGCCUCCGAUGAGAAGACCUCCAGGGCUGUUGGACGACACGCGGCGCCUAAAAAAAUAGAUGGCUCCUACUUAGCAUGGCCAUUACAAUAAGGUUACAACUCCUGUUCGGGCUGGAGCUGAUGCAUUUUGCACAAGUAGUACUACAUUCAGUAUUUUUGUCAUUGAAGAUCAUCACGAAUAAAAAUGCUAAGACUACUGUAGAGGCGACGACGAGGACCUGAUCAAAAGUAAUUGGCUGUAGUUCUUUGGUCCUGGACACGCUUACCUGUGCUAACGAGAGUCGGUUUGGUUACUUACUUUAGAUGUUGUUGUCUAUUGAGAUGAAACAGAGUGUCGGUUUAGUUACCCUUUCGGCGUUCUGGGAAAACAAAAGAAAAAUAUGACCUUGUGAAGGCAAACAUUGAUUGAUUGCUUGAUUGAUUGAAGAAAGUCGGUGUGAUCCUGAUCGCUUGGGAAGGCAGG
Amoebophrya sp. A25 is the source of this 6471-nucleotide messenger RNA. NCBI's taxonomy places the organism in Eukaryota, Dinophyceae, Syndiniales, Amoebophryaceae. The record is from the annotation of a GenBank genome assembly.